AUGACCAGCAUGAAUAUCGGGUAUGAGUUGCUGCGGAACAGCAGCAACCAGAAACCUCAAGCCCCAUCUCUAAACUUCACCCCUGAUCGCAUGAUGCCGGUAUCAACCAUGCAUCGCAUGGCCUUGAAAGCCAGUGAGAAAAUCAUGCUCUUGAUGAACAACACCCAGCUGCUCACAAGGCAUCAUCGACUGGCCAACAUGAAUGACGUCCUUGUAUAUCUCACGGGCAACCAUGAAGAUCAAGGUAUGCCUGGCGACAGAGGGGACUUCUACCGGAGAAAACUGGCCGAGCAACUCUACCUCCAUUAUGCCAUCCAGAACAUUGACCACACUAACGUGCUCAUAUUUGUUGAGGGACUUGUUCGCUUGGAACAUGACUGCCGCCACAUCCUGUCCCAGCUUGGCUGUCGUCGUUCAGAAGCUCCACCUGUCAACAUAGAUGGCCAGACUUUGGAUAUCAUUGGCCGACUGGCAGAUCUUUACUGA
This is a messenger RNA of Candidula unifasciata, 486 nucleotides long. The record is from the annotation of a GenBank genome assembly. Lineage: Eukaryota; Metazoa; Mollusca; Gastropoda; Stylommatophora; Geomitridae.